UGUCAAUUGUUUUUCUAAAUAAUUUUUCUAUGCUUUUGUGAAGUGUGUGAAUUUGUCUAUAAUUUUUUUUAAAACUCUUGAGAUCCCAAAAUGUUUGAUCCUAUCACCACGUUUGUGAAGACUGAAUUCAAGGAGGAAGAAGAAACGAAAACCUCCUUGGAGAAAUUGGAAUUUGUGAACGAUCCACCGGUAACAGUGAAGCAGGAAUAUUGUGAUAGCACCCCAGGAUCACAAGAAAGAGAACCACCGAUUAAAGAAGAGCACAAUUCCUUUUCAAUCAUCACACCCCAAUGUGAAGGCAUGCAUCGGACAAAUUGUGUUAAAUCUGAAGAAUGUGAACUUUCACUGUCUUACAUUUUAAAUGAGUUUAAAUGCUACCACUGCACUUACUCCACCACAACUAAGCAGUUGUUAGAAACUCAUCUUGGUAGAUUUCAUUUGAGACGAGAUCUUUCCAAACGUUUCAAUUGUGACCAGUGCAAUUAUGCUACAAAUAAUAAGAUGAAUUUCAAGCGUCAUCUUUUAACACACAGCACGUUCAAAGAUUUUCCGUGUGAUCAGUGCGAUUACACCGCGAAUAACAGCUUUUACUUAAAGCGCCAUGUUUUAACGCAUGCUACUUGCAAAAAUUUCAUUUGCCAUCAAUGUAAUUACGCCUUAAAGAGCAAGGAUAGUUUGAAGCGUCACAUUUUAUCGCACAGUACUUUAAAAAAUGUUAAAUGUGACCAGUGCAAUUACGCAACCAACAAUAAGGAUAAUUUAAAGAAUCAUCGUCUGAUACAUAACGUUUCCCAAGUCUUUAAUUGUGAACAGUGUAAUUACACUACGAAAAAUAGGAGAUAUAUACGACGGCAUUCGUUAACACACUCUACCUUGAAAAAUUUCAGCUGCAAUCAGUGUAAUUAUGCUACAAUUACUAACAUUCGCUUAAAGCGUCAUAUUUCAACACACAACCUACACAAAAAUUUGAUUUGUCAUCAAUGUAAUUACGCGACCCACGACAAGCAUAACUUAAAGCGUCACAUCGUAACACAUUCCACAUUGAAGGAUGUCACGUGCAGUCUGUGCGAUUAUGCUACGAACACUAAGAAAAAUUUAAAUCGACAUUUAUUAAAGCACGACACAUCGAAAAAUAUAAUUUGUGGUCAGUGUAAUUAUGCCACGAAUAGUAAGGCCGUUUUAAAGCGUCAUCUUAUAACACACUCCACUUCCAAAGAUAUUAAAUGUGAUCAGUGCGAUUACGCUACAAAUAAUAAGAUAAAUUUGAAACGCCAUUUUGUAAAACAUCAUUGCCAGUUGCAGUCACCGACUCCUGCUGCAAAUUGUAAAGUGGAAUGAUAGUACCUAGUAUUAAGGGAUUACCGUUGCCAAUAAUAUAAGUUGUAUACAAAAAUUGA
Molecule: messenger RNA, 1397 nt
Organism: Photinus pyralis (common eastern firefly)
Lineage: Eukaryota; Metazoa; Arthropoda; Insecta; Coleoptera; Lampyridae
Product: gastrula zinc finger protein XlCGF46.1-like
Exons: 2
Coding region: 91-1338 (415 amino acids)
Biological process (GO): regulation of transcription by RNA polymerase II
Cellular component (GO): nucleus
Molecular function (GO): DNA-binding transcription factor activity, RNA polymerase II-specific; RNA polymerase II transcription regulatory region sequence-specific DNA binding
Source: RefSeq, a predicted model, not a curated record